Tetranychus urticae (two-spotted spider mite) is the source of this 4572-nucleotide messenger RNA. RefSeq names its product ATP-binding cassette subfamily G member 4. Gene Ontology annotation, biological process: transmembrane transport. NCBI's taxonomy places the organism in Eukaryota, Metazoa, Arthropoda, Arachnida, Trombidiformes, Tetranychidae. Gene Ontology annotation, molecular function: ATP binding; ABC-type transporter activity; ATP hydrolysis activity. Gene Ontology annotation, cellular component: plasma membrane. The record is from RefSeq and is a predicted model, not a curated record.
GAGUAAAACUGGUUUAUCAUCAUUCUCUUUCUUUCUACCUGAAUCCCUCCUCUUUCGCUAUUACUAACCCUCUCUUCUUGUCUCUCCCACUCUGUCUGUCUCUUACUUUCAUCAUCAUCAUCAUUUUUCCUCUUACUUUUGGCUCUUUCUUUUUUGGGUUUAAGCUUAAGCCAAGAAAGCGCUGGUGAUACUUUUUAAUUUAGUUUUAUCAAACCCUGGUUCAAAAACAAACUGGUGUUGAUAUUUAAUUCAUUUAGCCAUGAUAUUCAUUAGUUAAUCAACAGUUGUAGAAAGACCAAAAAAAAGGUCAACAAUUAACGCGUUUAUCAUAAUCAUCACCAACACUCAUCAAAUUGUUUAUUAUUAAUUACUUCAAUUACAUUUUGAUUAGUGUGCUUGUGUGUGUGUUUUCACCUUUGGUUUCAUUGACAACCCAAUUGAUACAUUUUUUUGUACCCAAAAAAAAUCGUCAACCUUUUAAUUUUGUGGAUCCAUUUGGAUGAAGACUUUAACAAUGGAUUCAACAAUUUAUUUAGUCUCAAGGAUUAGCUGAUGUCAACUUUAAUUGUGAUUAACAAACAAUUGCUCGGAUAUUUUCACCAAUUAAAAGUUUUUGAAGAAACCCAAAUCUUCAAUUCAUUUUCACCAUCCACUGUCAUCUUUAACCAGAAAACCAGAUUUUUGGAUUCCUUCAAACACUUUCAAAGCCUAAUUUUAAUCUUCAAAUUGUCAACCUUGCUGUUACCUGUUAAUUAAUCAAAUAUCGGAUCAAUAACCAAAACAAUCAACUCAAUUGUUGAGUGUGUGUGUGUGUCUUUCAAACAUUGUCAUUGAUCAACACUUUUUGAUUUUAAUUUUUACCAGUUUUUUUUUCAUUCAUUCAUCAAUAUCAUUUAUAAAUUGUGAUUUGCUGCUUUUUUCACAUUCAAUUUGAAGGGCUCAUUAACGGCUAAUUAUUAUGAGGAGAUCACAAAUGAUCAUUACCAAUAUCAUUGGAUUAACCAUUGUUUCAUCCACCAAUCAGUUGAUUAUAAAUGAAAAGGAUCUAAAAAGAUCAUUCAGUCCUUGAUUAUUCAAAUAUAUUAUUUCAACCUGAUCACAUUCAAUUAUCAAUUUUCACUCAAAAUUGAUAAACAAUCAGCUUACAUUCAUCAGUCAACAUUACAUUUGUUUUAAGCUAACAAUUGCAAUCAACAAGACCUUAACUUUGACCCAAAUUCAGCUGAUUAAUUGAUUGGAAAGAGAGAGAAGCAAAAAAAGGGGAAAAAAUAAUUGAUCAUUAAUAACCGUUAAUCAAGUAACCAGUUUUAAAUCAUCAACAAGACAAACUAAAAAAGCUACUUCAAUCCAUAGUCAUUCAAGUCCAGAUUCAAAUUGUCAUCAACCAUCAUUUUCAAUUUCAUUAUUUUUCAUCAAUCCAAUUGACUAAAUCAUCCAGAGCUGUUUGCCAACCAAAAUAACCAGAUUUAAUUUUGAGUUUUGUGUUGGUUUGUUUUUUCAAGUUAAACCCCAAACAACGGCACAACGACGAUACCCAAAAGUCCAAACGGUUUUCCCGUUACAAGGUCAUCCCAAGUGGCCCCUUGUGACUCAACGGGAAAGUGUGACUCUGAACCAGGAGAGGAAGAUUGUGAUCCAGGUUUAACCAGUUUAAAAGUGUUUCCCAGUGGAUUGACACAAUCACCUGAUUCAACAUCUCUUGUUACCAACAUUCAUAGUCACGGAUUAACAUCUCGAUCAGCCAGUGUUAAAGGUCCAUCACCUUUGGGUUCACCAGACUCUUUACCACUCAGCCUAACCUCUUCAUCUUUAAAGUCAACCCUUACAUCAACAAUGUGUCCACCACCUGCAGUAACCUGCGAUGAGAAUAACCAUGUUGCCGUGGUUUGGCGUAACCUUACCGUCUACAAACCAAUGGAUCUGUUGGAUGGGUUUCUGGUUAAAUCAAUGUCACACAAGUGUCGAAAAGCCAUUUUACGAAACAUUUCUGGUGUAUUUCGGUUUCACGAUUUAUCAGCCAUCAUGGGACCCUCUGGUGCAGGUAAAACAACCCUGUUACAAUGUCUCUUUGGUACUUGGUCAGGCAGAUAUAAGGGUAAAAUAUAUCGUAAUCCAUUGGCCAACAAGGCUUCCUUUAUAACCCAGAAAGAAGAGGAUCACCUUUUCCCGUGCCUUUCCGUUAUAGAGUCCAUCUUUUAUGCUUCCCGGUUAAAGGGUGCUCAAAAUGAGUCCAAGGUGGUUGAAGAGCUUAUCGAUCAACUUGACCUUCGCAAUUGUCGCCAUACCCUUGUACACUCUUGUUCCGGGGGUCAACGUAAACGCCUUGUGAUUGCCCAAGAAUUGGCUUCUGAAGUUAAACCUAAAAUAUUGUUUAUCGAUGAACCAACCUCUGGACUUGAUUCAAAUGUAUCAUUUACCGUUUUAACUCAACUGCAAAAACUGUGCAUGGCUCAUGGUAUGGCCAUUAUUGCCACCAUUCAUCAACCCUCUUACAAGAUACUUAAACUGUUUGACCAACUGUAUGUACUCUCACGAGCGGGACGCUGUCUAUACCAGGGUCGACCCGAAGUGUUGCGCUCCUAUUUAUCUCAAUUCCAGGUAAACUGUCCCAAUGGGCAUAAUCCAGCUGAUGUGAUUAUUGAUGCAGCAGCCAUUAAUACAGUUGCCUUACUGGACGAAGAAGAACCAACCGAUUGUUUUAGCCGAAGUCAUAAGAGACGCUCAUCAAGGAGACACUCAUCCUCAUUAGCCAAGUCAUCAUCACCAGUCACCACUAAAAGUAUACACUUUACAACCUCACCAAAUCAUUGUAAUCCCACAACAAAAUCAACAUCCACAACAAAUCAUUUAACCAAUCAUCUCUCAUCUCCUCCAAUCUCCUGCAUUUCCCAUCAUUCAACAACAACAUCAAAUUCAUCUUUAUCCUCAUCACCUCCAACCAUCAAUGGACUAUCAAGUCACUAUCAACAUUCAACACCAAUCAAUGAAUCAAUCCAAAGAGUCAACACUGAAUGAAACAAAUACUGAUACUUAUUUAACCUUUAGCAAUAACACAAGCAUCUCAAUAGUAACCCCAUUAGAUGAAAAGGAGAUGCUAAAGGUACGCUUGUUGGAAGAAUCGUCGGCUAAAUUGAUUGAAUUUGAAAUGGAUUCCAUUGAUACCAGUUCAAUGUCUGAAGUAGAAGCCAUGAGAGAAAAUCGUAAUCACUUAAGCCUUCGCCAUAUGAUGUACCUGCUUCGUCGAUCCUUUCUUCACGGUACUUGCCGUGAACCCUUGUGGUUAUUUAUUCGUGUUGGUUUACACGUUUUCGUUGCCCUUUUACUUUCAAUGCUUUACGAUGGUAACAUUGGCGUUGACAAUGGCUGUUUAAGGGUAAACUCAGCGGGCUACUAUUAUCGGCCCAAUUGUACAGAGCAAGUUCCACUUUCCCGACUUCGUGAAGAAUCCAAUAUAGAUCGAAACAUUUCCUAUCUAUUUUUUAACCUGCUCUUUCUCAUGUUUGCCGCACUCAUGCCAACUGUAUUGACCUUUCCUUCGGAGAUAAAAAUAUUCAUGAAUGAACACCGGAAUGGCUGGUAUUCAACAGCUUCCUAUUAUAUGGCCAAAACGUUGACCGAAUUUUGGAUUCAGCUGAUUCUUCCCUACCUCUAUUCACUGUUUACAUAUUGGACAACCUCACAGAUUGGCCUUAACUCUUUUAUCGAUGCAAUACCCUUUACAGCGGGUUCAAGCAGGUUCAACAAUUUUGUCUCCAUAUCGAUACUUGCAUCUUACAUUGCUCAAGGAGUCGGAUUUUUCAUUGGAGCCAUUUUCACCACCAAUUUUAAUAUAUCCAUAUUUGUGGCCACCGUUAUAAUGCUUUUCAAUUUCCUGUUUUCCGGAUUUUUUGUCCGCUCCAAUUCAAUGGGACGAGCUCAAUUUAUAACUUACCUUUCUUUUAUACGGUUUGCCUUUGAGGCCAUCUUGUUGACCAUCUAUGGACAAAACCGUUGUCAUCCCAGUGAACCUGGUUCACUUUCUGGUUCCCGGUUAACCAACAACUCUGCAAUCUCAAGUGAAACUACCAGUGAUUCCGAGUAUAACAAUGUGAUCUCCGUAGUGAUGUUCAAAUUUGAGCUCAAUGAUAAAGACUAUUCAACCCAUUUUACCGCUCUUGCUUUACACCUUAUCCUUUGGAGGUUAAUCACUUUUUUCAUCCUCUAUUUCAAAGUUAAUCCAGAUAUUAAUCUGAGAGCACCUAAUUUAUCCUGUUUAUCCUGUUUAUCACCAAGGAAAAUUUUCUCAGCCAAAUGCUGUCUCUAUUUUUCAACCCUUGUAAUAGUUAUUUCGCUAGCUUUUAUCAUUUUUUCCGUUUAUUAUUUGAUCACCGAGUGAUUUGUCCAACUCCAUUUGGUCAACCCAACUUUACCUUAAAAAGAGAUGUUUUUUUAACACACAAAAAUUAAAUAAAUAAAUAUCCAAUCAAUUUGAAAUAGACAACAAAAGGCGCAAAAAUUAAACUACAAUUUUCACAUUUCAACAAAAAGUAAAUCAACUUUUCCCUUUUUAAUAAACCAAUUGAAAAAUGAUAA